UUCCUGAAUCGGGGAGGAAUGUUCCUAAGGAGGGGCUGCUGGGGCAGCACGUGGGGUUAUAAAAACCACCGCGUGGAGGGGAGCCGGAGAGAAGAGGAGGAUGGCGGAGAUGUGUGACCCCAAGGAGCCGGAUGACCCCGAGGUGGAGGUGUUUGGGGACCAGAGACUGGCUAAGAAAUACACCGGCCUGCUCAGGAGCUCACGGAGCCUGCCAGGGUGUCUGACCCAGGCCCACCUGCCUCUGCUGCUGCUUCUCGUCUCUCUGGGCUUCUUCAUGCUCCUGGUGACCACUCUGGUUCAAGUCUCCAGGAUCCACCAAUCCCUGCAGAGAGACACAGGGGACCAUCGGGAGAGGAACCAUCAGGAGAGCCCUGGCCUCGGGGAUGUUUCUCAGGCCCAGAAACAAUCAUCCCUGGAGGAGAUACUCCAGCAGCUGACCUGGAUGAAUGCCACCCUGGCUGGCCUGUGCCGCCACUGCCCCUGGAAAUGGGAACUUUUCCAGGGAAGCUGCUACUUCUUCUCCCUGACCCAGAACACCUGGAAAGAGUCCAUCGCCGCGUGUCAGAACAUGAGGGCCCAGCUGGUGGUCAUCAACAGCACUGAGGAGCAGAAAUUUCUGAAGUCUUGGAAUACGAAAAAUAGCCAGCGCACAUGGAUCGGCCUCAGUGACCACCACAAUGAGGGUUCUUGGAGAUGGGUGGACGACACUCCCCUCCAACUCAGCUUCUGGAAAGAAGGGGAACCCAACAACCACGGGGAUGAGGACUGUGUGGAAUUGUACAGUGACGGCUGGAAUGACAACAGAUGUAGUACAGAAAACUUCUGGAUCUGUAAGAAGCCCUCGUCCCCCUGCCCGGGCCUCUGAGGGCCAGUGCUCCCCGUGCCCCACCCCGUCUCCAGAGAUCAGGCAACGAGCUCAUGCAUGGAGGCUGCUCGUUUCUCUCGGGCUUCAUUCUUUCUGCUUCUCCUGCUGGUGGACUCCCACCCUUCUGCAUGGAGGCCUUUAAGGUCCUGAGAGAGAUUCCGAGACCCCCUGCUCCUCUAAGAUCUGUCCCUUCGUAGGCUGUAGACGUCUCCCUUCUUCUGUUGAUGGUCUCAGCCCCUCUCCAACACCCCCCAUGACAUCCCCUUAAUAAAGUCACACACUGCAUUAUGUGUUCCAUUGAA
Messenger RNA from Herpailurus yagouaroundi (jaguarundi), 1167 nucleotides. Its product is annotated as CD209 antigen-like protein E. Lineage: Eukaryota; Metazoa; Chordata; Mammalia; Carnivora; Felidae. The transcript is spliced from 8 exons. The record is from RefSeq and is a predicted model, not a curated record. Bases 101 to 865 code for a protein of 254 amino acids.